Molecule: messenger RNA, 1005 nt
Organism: Erythranthe guttata (spotted monkey flower)
Lineage: Eukaryota; Viridiplantae; Streptophyta; Magnoliopsida; Lamiales; Phrymaceae
Source: RefSeq, a predicted model, not a curated record
UUUCCAUAAAAGAAAACCACACACAAUUCAGAGCUUCAAAAAGCUCUCAUCAAUGGCGGUUUCACUUGCAAUUGGGCUGAGGAGUGCGUUCAUGGUGUUGGGAUGUGUCACUGCCGCCACUGUUAUUUACACCGUUGCCACUGAUGGAUCCCCUUUCCGCAAAGAACUCCUCACCCCGUGGAUGGUAGCAACUCUGAUUGAUUUCUAUAUCAUUAUCCUAGCAAUAGCGGCGUGGAUUGUGUACAAAGAAUCAAACUGGAUUCGUUCGUUGAUUUGGAUAGUUUUGCUUAUAUGUUUUGGAAGCGUUACUGCAUGCGGAUACAUUGUUAUGCAGUUCCUAAAGCUUUCUCCACAAGAAUCACUACAAGAUCCUAUUUACUUUGUUUUACUGAAAAACACGAAAAAGGAUGGGACAGAAUCGAAGAGUAUAAUAUCUGUUGUAGUUGCAAGGGUUAUUUUCAGUUUAUUGGGUUGUGUUAUGCUGGGCACGUUGAUUUACACUAUUGCCACUGAUGGAUCUCCGUUUCGUCGAGAGCUUUUGACUCCGUGGAUGAUAGCUACACUCGUCGAUUUCUACGUUAACAUUAUUGCUUUAUCGGUUUGGGUGGUAUAUAAAGAAUCUAAUUAUAAAACCGCAGCACUUUGGAUCGUUUUGUUCAUCUGCUUCGGAAGUGUGAGCGUGUGUGCCUACAUCGUCGUACAAUUUUUCCAUCUCGCAUCUCAAGAUCCCGUUUAUCUCGUUCUUUUCAGCAGCAGUAGCAGGGCAGUAAAUGGCCGUGAAGGAGGGUGGUUAAUUGCAUGAGAAUUUGUGUACAAAAUAUUUGAAGACGAGUGAAAGUUGUUCGUUCGUCUCGAAUUUUGAAGUUCGACUUUUGUGUAUGUGUAAGAACGAAUUGUUCAGAUAUAGGGUUUGUUCUAUAUGAUAUAUCGGUGACGUUCAUCGGGUAAUUUAUGUAACUGUAAACAUGCUAAUAUUUAUACACAAUUUACGUACAUCUACGACAA